UUUCUGUUAGAGCGAGUAUUUGCGUAUACGUUUCUCUUGCGAAUGACUUCAAGAAUCGGGCCCCAGGUCCAGUUCUCAGUUUUGGGUGGUUGAUCGAUUCAUUCUUUAUUAUGUAAAAAUUUUGUGUCUUUCGAAAAUGUAUUUAGUAGGACUGACAGGUGGCAUCGCUACUGGAAAAAGCACAGUUGCUGCUAUUUUCCGCGAACAUGGUAUCCCCGUUAUAGAUGCCGAUAUAAUUGCCCGAAAAGUUGUUGAACCAGGAAAACCGGCAUGGUACAAAAUACAGAAGGAAUUUGGUCCAGAUGUGUUUUUGGAUACCAAGCAUUUGGACAGAGCAAAACUGGGUGAUUUAAUAUUUAACGAUGUUGAAAAGAGGAGAAAACUUAAUGCCAUUACACAUCCUGAUAUAUACAAAGAGAUAUACUGGCAAACUGUCAAGUACUUUUUACAAGGGCAUUCAUUCUUAGUUAUGGAUCUGCCGUUACUUUUUGAAACAGGACACAUGUUGAAUUACUUGCAUAAAAUUAUAGUUGUAACAUGUGAAGAGGAUCUCCAGCUACAACGAUUAAUGGAACGUACUGGAUUUACAGAAGCUAAAGCAAAAUUAAGAAUAGCUGCACAAAUGUCCUUGGAGAAAAAAGCAGAGAUGGCAAAUUUUGUAAUUGAGAACUCCGGCAAUGAAAGAGAUACCAGGGAACAGACCAUAAAAGUGAUUAAUGUUUUACGCUCCUCUAAGCAUCAUUGGAAGUUGCGUCUUUUAGUCGGAUUUUGUUGUACCGUACUAUUAGCUGGCGCGUACUGGUUAAGGAACAAGAGCUGCAGAUCUUUAACUACUACAACUUGAAUUUUUUUUCUACAAAAAUUAUUCAGUUUAGAAACAAAUAAAGGUUUGUUGUCUGCAAAUCGUAAUUGCGUAAUAAAAGCGAAUAUAGAUUUUGUUUACUUUUGUACACCCACAGAUUCGCAAAUGAAUUUUUUAUCGGGUAUAAAACAGAUAAUAGGUGAAGUUAAAUCACGUAAUAUCGUGAUUUGUAUAUUUACAAACAACUAAUUAUUUUUGCUAAACAAAUUAUCCUUUUUAUAAAAACCACUGUUUUAAUUGCAACAUAUUAAAGUUGAUAAUAGGACAAGGGAUAUGAAUAGUUCAUCUACAUAUACAUGUGGGAGGAGUGCAUGCAUGCAUGCAUGUACGUUACGUAUAUACAUUUUAUGAAAAAGAUUAGAAUUAAUGAAUUAGAGUUAUCUUUCUUGAUGUAUGGUUAAAUAAAAGACAAGGAAGAAACAAAAUAGUCACACUCUGCUAUUAGCUCUAAUACAAUUACCAUAUUGAAUUACAAGAUGACAAAUAUAUAAAUUAGUUUUUUUUCUAUUCUAAAAUGAAAACGCAUUCAUGAAUGUCGUGUAAUUAAAUAAACAACGCAUUUAUCAAACCAGAUGGAAAUUUGACAACAAAUGUAAAUAAAAAAUGAGUAAUAUAUAUUACUGCUCUAUUGAACUUUUCUAGGAUAACAUUCCUUUUCACUUUUUUUAUGUAAUUGAAAAAUUGAAAUUUUCACCUUAUUCACAUACUUUCGCGUUUGCAAGUAUUUUACGAUAGAAACCCACAUUCGUCUUUUCUUCAUUUUUUUAAUAGUGAUUUUAAACAUAAAUUUAUACGUAAAUGAUGUACAUUUGUAUGCAUAUAUAAAAUACGCGAGUACAGUGCUCUAUUUCUUAUGUUAAUUAUCGCAAAAUAUAUACAAGAUUCGUGAUUGAUAACAUGAUUCAAAAACAGAUGCAUAUCCAUUUGUACGAGCGCAUUCUUAUACAUUGUAAAAUUUUCCGUAUACUGUAUAUAAUUUAUACACUUGUAUAUGAAUAAAUGUAAAUUUAUAAUUGCUAUAUUAAUCUAAUAGAAGGUUGCUUGUUUAUUAAAUAAAUUAUGGAAAUAAAGAAUCAUAAGUACUCAAUAAAA
Messenger RNA from Monomorium pharaonis (pharaoh ant), 1954 nucleotides. It is a transcript of the gene Dpck, whose product is annotated as dephospho-CoA kinase. Gene Ontology annotation, molecular function: ATP binding; dephospho-CoA kinase activity. The record is from RefSeq and is a predicted model, not a curated record. The transcript is spliced from 3 exons. The coding region runs from base 137 to 844 and encodes 235 amino acids. Gene Ontology annotation, biological process: coenzyme A biosynthetic process. NCBI's taxonomy places the organism in Eukaryota, Metazoa, Arthropoda, Insecta, Hymenoptera, Formicidae.